Molecule: messenger RNA, 1191 nt
Organism: Diabrotica balteata
Lineage: Eukaryota; Metazoa; Arthropoda; Insecta; Coleoptera; Chrysomelidae
Source: the annotation of a GenBank genome assembly
GUGUUAGUGGGUGUUAAAUAGAUUAAAAUGGUAAAUUGUGAAACUCUCUUCCUGUGUAAUCAAAAUUAUAAAUAGCCAAAUUAUAUGAUUUUUGCUUAGUAAGUGACAAUGAUGUCGUAUACAGUGCUUCUCUUAUGUGUUUACUUAGGUGAAUACGUUUUGUCAGAAAAAUUGUCUGCUGCUGCUCCUGUUGAUGUAAAGUUCACUAAACUAUUGGACGUUAAGUUGGAAAGUAGAACCAGUUCUUUGAGAAAUGAUCUAGGAAGAUUUCUUUAUCCUCAAACUGAAGAUAUCGAUUUAGGAACCAGAGAGGAUUAUUUGCAAGUUCCCUUAAAGUUGUCAUUUGGGAUAGAUAGGCAAAAUGGGAUUCAAGAAUAUGAAAAAACCAUUUCAAGUAUGUUUGAUCAAUGUAAAUAUUUGGUAGGCAGAAGUCAAAUACCGUUUUGUCGUUUGAACCCAGUUGCGAAAAAUUCAGAAAAUAAUUAUCCCAGAAGUUGCAGAGAAAUACUGGAAGCUGGUAACAAUAAAUCUGGUAUAUACCAAAUUAAACCCCGUACCAGUUCUAAAGCAUACGCUGUUCUAUGUGAUAUGGAAACUAAGGGUGGAGGCUGGACUCAUAUUCAAAAAAGAUUUGAUGGAUUUCAAGAUUUUUAUUUACCUUGGAGAGACUACAAAUUUGGUUUCGGUGAUCUAUUAGGUGAAUUUUGGCUUGGACUUGAAAAUAUGUAUCACAUGACAGCAUUUGACAGAAACGAGCUUCUUAUAGAGUUAACAGACACGAACAAAAGUAUUAGUUAUGCACAAUAUUCAACGUUCUCAGUUGGCUGCGAAAAAGAUGGCUAUCCACUAAAAGAACUUACAGGAUACUCAGGCAAUGCAGGGGACGGUUUUAAACGGACAUGUUAAUGCAAAGUUUACAACACUGGAUGUGGAUCAAGAUAAACACGCUGAUAAUUGUGCUAAAAUGUUUGAGGGUGCUUGGUGGUAUACAGCUUGCCAUACCAGCAAUCUUAAUGGAAAAUAUAUGACAAUAGAACUUCCCACUGCAUAUUUAGCACAUGGUCUUAAUUGGUAUCCUUUAAAAUCAGCACAUGUAAAUUUGGCUGGUUCAAGAAUGAUGAUAAGACCAAUUGGAGAAUAAAUAAUUAUUAAUGAAAGAAUAUGUACGUAAUCAAAUGUGCCUCUUUAUGU